Rhinolophus ferrumequinum (greater horseshoe bat) is the source of this 520-nucleotide messenger RNA. RefSeq names its product fatty acid-binding protein 9-like. The coding region runs from base 38 to 436 and encodes 132 amino acids. The transcript is spliced from 4 exons. Lineage: Eukaryota; Metazoa; Chordata; Mammalia; Chiroptera; Rhinolophidae. Gene Ontology annotation, cellular component: nucleus; cytosol. Gene Ontology annotation, molecular function: fatty acid binding. The record is from RefSeq and is a predicted model, not a curated record. Gene Ontology annotation, biological process: fatty acid transport.
UUCGGUUGCAAGCUCCUGUUCUCAGACGCUUUCCAUCAUGAUCGAGCCCUUCUUGGGAACCUGGACACUGGAAUCCAGUGAAAACUUUGAGGCAUACUUGGGACAACUGGGAGUACCCGCCGCGUUCCGGCAUCUGGCCGCGUUAGAGAAACCGAGAAUCACUAUCAGAGCCCAGGGGGAGAGAGUGAGCAUCAGAACAGAGAGCUCCCUGAAGAACACUGAGAUCUCCUUCAGGCUGGGGGAAGAGUUUGAUGAAACCACCGCUGACAACAGGAAAGUAAAGAGUAUCGUAACCUUAGACGGGGGCUCCCUGGUGCAUGUCCAAAAAUGGCACGGUAAAGAGACAACAAUCAAAAGACAAAUUGUAAAUGGAAAAAUGGUAGCGAAACAUGCCAUGAAUAAUGUUGUCAGCACACGAGUCUACACAAAGUCAUGAAGAAAGUAUCUGCAUCAGCGAAAGCUUGUUCACUAACAAGAAACCGGAGCUUGAAGAAGAUAAUGGCUGAAGGCCGGUGAUUUA